AUGCACCAUGUUUUAACGAAUCUCGAAGUGCUGCACAAGAUCUUCAGCAGCCUCCAAGAUGAAAAAGGCAAAGAAUUCGGAGAGCAUACUAUUACGCGUCGUUCAACUCUAGCACGCUUAGCGAGGACCUGUCGCACCUUUCAGGAGCCCGCGUUGGAUACACUCUGGGAGCACUUGACCUCGGCGGAUCCUCUUCUGAAGCUCCUACCAGAAAAGUCCAUUAGCUAUCGCCCGUGGCUGCUCGCAAACGAACAUAGAAACAAAGGUGCCGAGGCGUUUUUGCAGGGUGCGGGCAGGGUGCUUGUCCGAGCCGAUUGGGACCUCUUCAAAACGUACGCAAGACGAGUUCGCAUACUUGGUCCUUUCAAGUCAUACACCGGGGUUUUCUUCUAUAAUUUAGAGCUAGCGCCACACGAUAUGCUUCCUCUCCUUCCAAACCUCAAGAUUCUUGACUGGAGAGGGUUUAAUGACCACUCAAUUCCCCUUCAGUACCUCGGGCUCUUCCUGUCGCCAACUCUGAAGCGCCUUCGUAUAGAGCUCUCCACGUCAACAAAACAUGAAGAACUCUACGCUCUUUCCAUAGCCCCUGUUUCUUGCCCAAAGAUUAGAGACCUAGGUUUCUCCGGAUACGAAUUCAUUCGCGACUUCGGGGCAUCGAGGAGCACCUAUUACUCCUCUCAGAUACUCUGCCAAUGGUCCAACUUGAGCAAUGCUGUCUUCGACAGCGUGACAGAUGAUGCUCUGGUCCAUCUAGCUCAAAUGCAAACUCUCGUCUCCUUAAAAGUCGAUUUGGAUAAAAUUGACUCCCUAGAUGGUGUACGGUCGCGCGUGACCGGUACGGCUUUCCCCUCGUUAACAUCCUGCAGCCUACGAUGUGUGGACGUAUACCUUUCAAUCGAGUUUGUCACCAUAAUGCAACUCUCCCCCGUAGAGUUAACCCUUAACUCGCCUGUCCUCGACGAAUCUUCUCCCAUCGAGGAACUCUUCACCACGCUUUCUACACAUCCUUCCCGGCGCGAACUGGAGAAGGUCAACAUUCAUUGGACUAAAGUACAAUUCAAUCUCCCGGAGCUCAAAGCGCCCCGUGAUCCUCCUGAAGAGUGCUUGACCAUCAUGCGUCUGCGACCCCUUUUCAGCUUCCGCCAACUCCGCGUGCUCUCCAUAAACAUGCCACUCGAAAUCACCCUCGACGACUUGGACAUCAUCGAACUUGCACAUGCCUUCCCAGCUCUCGAAGAGCUAUCGCUUAACGGUGGCGAUAACCUAACCGUGGACCCACUGGGCCCAUGGUAUGUACAGGCAUUGGAUGAUUUUUCGCGGCAGCGCUUCUGUGCUGGGUGGCUCGUAAAGCCUCGUGUCACAUUUCGCGGACUGUACGCCCUCGUCGAGAGCUGUCCCCGCCUUCGCGGUCUCGGAAUCUCGUUCGACGCGGAACAGGCUGCAGACGAGGUGCCAAAUGAAGUUCCGUCCCCCAACAGGGACAUCCAGUAUCUGCCCGUGGGCAACUCCGCGUGCGGGGAUCCCGAGGGUGUAGCGAGCCGCCUUCGCUCUAUCUUUCCCAAUGUCUCCCGGAUAAUGACCCGCUGGUCACCUUGGCAGCGUCAGCUCGAUAACAGUCGGAAGCAGCAGAAAGCGACGAGCGACCGGUGGGAAGAGGUAGGACGCCUCCUGAAGGAACCUCGGGAAGCGGGCAAAGCACCUUAACCGUAUUUCCUGUGGUCGCCUAUGCGCUGGUCCUAAAAACGACGUAAUCUAGCCACCUACAGAAAAACUUCGGUAUAGUAAAUCAGAAUAAACGGAUAUUGUGAAUUGCCCGCAAGCGUUGUGCGCCAGUGUGAACAUCUUAUUACCGACAAUCUAGAUCUCGGGGUAAGUCGUGGCCCGAGCAGAGGAGAGACACUGUUGCAGCGAAUGACGUGAAGUUGCGAAG
Molecule: messenger RNA, 1930 nt
Organism: Coniophora puteana RWD-64-598 SS2
Lineage: Eukaryota; Fungi; Basidiomycota; Agaricomycetes; Boletales; Coniophoraceae
Exons: 3
Coding region: 1-1704 (567 amino acids)
Molecular function (GO): protein binding
Source: RefSeq, a predicted model, not a curated record